AUGCUUUGCAUAUCUGACAUAGAGAGCGUCGACGUUAUCGUCACGACAUACCACACGCUCCUUGCCGAGCGUAAGAAGCAUCUUUCUUCGCCUUCACUACUWUACGGUGUACAUUGGCGACGUAUCAUUCUGGACGAAGCCCACGACAUCAGAGAUCAUCGCAGCGCUACAUGCGAAGCGAUUUGUGCUUUGGAGGCUACAUGCCGUUGGGCAAUAACUGGCACUCCGAUUCAAAACCGCAUACUCGACUUGCUCAGCCUCUUUCAGUUUCUAAGGAUUCAGCUUUCUAUCCAAGAACCUUCGCUUCAAGCAUUCGUGGCUUUGUUAGUCAAGCAAUACGGACAGAGCGAUGCGACACUUCGGCUUAGGCGAUUCUUACGCUGCGUAAUGCUUCGACGAUCUUUGAGCACUAUAACUCUACCAGAGCGUCGAGACAACGUUCGCUUUCUGGAGUUCAAUUCGGCAGAGAUUGAAUGGUACAAUCAACUUAAGCAACGGGCUUGGGACAGUCUUGCGCUAAAUCCRGCCUCUGGCUCCCGGGGUUGUACGAUGAUGACAAUGUUCACGCACCUACGGAUGGUCUGUAACCUGGGACUCUUACAUCAAGCACACAUGGUUGGUGAAAGUGAGAGAUCUGCUGGAGUAUGGGACGCGAUGAGCGCCCAAGAAAGUUUCAACUAUCUUGUGGCAUCAGGUAUGGCGGCCUGUAAGCGAUGCAAUCUCAGCACGGUAUCGACUGGGACAGACUUAACACCUCCUCUAUUAUUCCCUUGCGGCUGGCUAGUAUGUGGCAGCUGUCAAAAUGGCGAAACAUGUCAUUGCCCAGACUCUGGACACCAAAAGCAUGUAGCACAUUCGGUCUCGACGUUGUCCUCGUCCCGGAAAGGCAGAGAGGUCGUCAAGAGUAUAGUAGGACGCACAAUGCCUACUAAGAUCAAAGCACUUUUAUCAGAUUUGAAGCAGCACGUCGACGAAGAGAAAUGUAUUGUACUUUCAUUCUGGACAUCAACACUAGAUGUCGUUGAGCAAGCACUCAAGGAAAGAGGCACAUCAUGCAUUCGCUUUGACGGAACUGUCGAGCAAAAGAAGCGCAGCAAAGACCUCGAGAGAUUCCACUCUGAGCCUACGAUCCGUGUCGCUCUACUAACGAUAUCGUGCGGUGCUGUUGGUCUGGACUUGACCGCUGCUUCUAGGGCAUAUCUCAUGGAGCCACAAUGGAAUCCCUCGGUCGAGCAGCAGGCUUURGCCAGAGUCCACCGAAUGGGCCAGACUCGGCCGGUCACUACUAUACGCUACAUCAUGCGCAAUACCGUGGAGGAUCGUGUUCUACAGGUCCAACAGGAGAAAAGAAUGCUUUCGGAGUUGCUUCUUGCUGAAAGCAAGCAGAUUCCAGCUUGUAGUCAUGAAGAUAUGUUGAAAUCCAUGCUGUAG
Messenger RNA from Ramularia collo-cygni, 1431 nucleotides. RefSeq lists its product as uncharacterized. The transcript is spliced from 6 exons. Lineage: Eukaryota; Fungi; Ascomycota; Dothideomycetes; Mycosphaerellales; Mycosphaerellaceae. The record is from RefSeq and is a predicted model, not a curated record. Gene Ontology annotation, molecular function: ATP-dependent chromatin remodeler activity; ATP binding. The coding region runs from base 1 to 1431 and encodes 476 amino acids.